Chlamydomonas reinhardtii is the source of this 4167-nucleotide messenger RNA. RefSeq lists its product as uncharacterized. Bases 111 to 3002 code for a protein of 963 amino acids. The record is from RefSeq and is a predicted model, not a curated record. NCBI's taxonomy places the organism in Eukaryota, Viridiplantae, Chlorophyta, Chlorophyceae, Chlamydomonadales, Chlamydomonadaceae. The transcript has 8 exons. Gene Ontology annotation, molecular function: protein binding.
ACUACUACUGCUAUGGCAGCCUGCGGACUAAUACAACAUUCUUGCAUGUGUUUCUGACUUUCGCGCGUGCGCGCCCCGUGACGUCGGCCCGCAUGAGGAAGGUGCUACAAAUGGCUGCACCAUUUCAGAAAGCACAAGACCGUCUGGCGCUCCAUGAACUCAUCCGAGUGGGGGUUGGCCGGCAGGAGGACCUGCGCUUGCUCCAGAACGUGGCUAUGCAGGCCGCCUGCCUGCCUGCCGCCUCGCUGGCGCAGCUGUUGCGCGAGGCCGCCCUGCGCGAGGAGUGGCGAGGCCAGCGCGAGUCAGCGCUGCUUCACUCGCUGGGCCCUCAGUCGCUGGCGGGGUUGCUGGGGCUGGGGCCGGGGUCGGGGCCGGGCGUGGGCUCCGCUGACGGGCGGAUGCUAGCCGACCAAGUGGCCGCGCUGACAGAGAUGAUAGAGCAGCAGCAGCUGCGCCGCCGUCAGCGCGCGGCGCAGUCCGGCGGCUAUCGCGGCGGCGGCACGCCGGGGGCCGCCUCCCGUGGCGCGCCGCUGUCCCCCCGCUCAACCGCUUCCGGCGCCGGCGGCGGCGGCGGACCCGCCAUGUUUAAGCCCUACCUGGCCGCCCCCACGCCGCCACGGCCAGCCACGGUUCGUGGCGGCACGGCUGCGGGUGGGGUGCGGCCGCCCGGCCACAGCUCCCCCCUGAUGCGGUCCGUGUCAGCAGGUGCGGGCGCUUACGAGCAGGCGGCGGGGGACGGCGCUGGAGGCGGCAGCGGUGCCGGGAGGGGCGGCGCCACUGGCGCAGGAGGACGGGGCGCGGGAGGGGCAGGCGGGAGCCUCAGCAGCGGCGGCGGAGCCGGCGCCAGCGGCGCAAGCCGGCUGACGCCUCGGCUGUCUGGUGGCGCCGCGUCCGCGAUGGCUGCUGCCGCUACCAUUUACGGAAUGGGGGCUGGUGGCGGCGGGCUCGGCGCCGCCGCCGCCGCCGGCGGUCGCAGUGCGCUUGUGGGGUCUCCCGCGCGCGGGCUCCGAGCCAACAGCAGCAGCUGUACCGCCGGUGGCGGCAGUGGCUUGGCCGGCGCCCGCCAGGGCACAGCGCGCUCGGUCGCGGGGACCGGCGGCGCUGGCAGCACGUGGGAGCGCGCGUACACGCCUCAGACCUCUUCACUGUCCAGCAGCAGCAGCAGUAGAGCUGGCGGUGGUGCACCGCCGGCAAGUGCCGGGCGCACUUGCUCGCGACCGGGCAGCGCGCCGGACGAGGACGGGCCAAUGCCGAUGUCGCGAGGCGGGGCGGGCGGGGGGCAGGAGGCGGCGCCGGGCGCGUCGGGAGCGGCGGCAGCUGCGGCGGCUGCAGCCGCGGCGGCGGCGGCUGUGGGCGCUGGGACGGACGGUUCGGGGCAGCGGAGAGGCGGCACCGGCGGCGGGGGAGCGGGAGCUGGAGGCGGCGGCCGGGAGCCGGACCGGUCCAGUGGCUUCAGGCACCUAUGGCGGCUGCAGGCGCUACUGAUGCAGGGCCUGCGCGCGCAUGCGGCGGAGGAGGGCGGCGGCGGGGCGCUGGAGGCGCUGGCGGCGAGUGUGGGCGAGGGCCAGCGCUUCUUCGUCGACUGCCUAGCGGAGGCCGCGGACGUGGCGGGCCUGACACUAGCUGACGUGGCAGCGGGCGUGGCACUGGGCGGCCUGGCGGCCGCGGGCGCGGGCGCGGGCGUGGGGCCGGGGCCUGGUGGUGUGGCUUGGGGAGCUGCAGGCAGCAGCAGACCCGGGACCAGCGCCAGCAUGAUGGGGGGAGGGGCUGGCGGGUCGCCAGGUCAGCGGGUGCCAGGCGCGGGCUGGGACAGGCUGCUGCGGCUGGGGCAGCUGGGGUUGACGCGGGCGGACAUUGCGCGGCUGGACGCCAUUCGGCGGCAGCAGGCGGCGCGGACCAUACAGCGCGCGGCGCGGCGCUGGAUGCGGCGGCGGCGGCACCGGCGGCGGCUUGCGGAGGCGCGCGCUCGGGCGGACGCCAUGCAGCGGAAGCUGAGGGAGCGGGCUGCCAAGGUGAUUCAGGCCUGGGUGCGCGGCCACCUGGCCCGCCGCACCGCGCAGCGCCUGAGGGCGGAGGCGGAGCGGCAGGCGCAGCGGAGGCGGCUGGCGGAGGCGGCGCGGGCGCGGGCGGCGGCCGUCAUCCAGCGCGCCUGGCGGGCGCACCGGCGGGCGGUGCGCUACGCGGCGGCCCUGGCGCGGGCGGAGGAGAGGCUGCAGCAGCAGGGCGGCGCGGCUGGGGCUGGGGCGGGGGCGGGGGCUGUAGCAGGUGGGCUGGUGUGCGGUGUGGCGGGGCGGCCGCGGAGUCGCUACUCGCUGGAGCAGGCGGUCGUUAUCAUACAGGCGGCGCUGCGCGGCUGGGCAGUGCGCCGCAGCAUCGGGCUGUGGUGGGCGCGCACACGGACGGGGCUGCGCACGCGGCGGGCGGCUGUGUCCAGCUGGCGACAGCACCAGCGCUUCAUGAAGGCCAGCCAUGACAUGCAGGCGCAGCUGCUGGGCGCGCUGGUGCGGGAGGCCCAGGUGGCGGAGGCGCUGGAGGCGGACCGGCGGCGGCAGGCGGCGGAGAUGGAGGCCGCGUUCGGCGAGUGGCUGCUGCAGCAGCAGCGGGUGGCGCUGUCGCAGCCGCUGCCGCGCGGCUGGGUGCCGCACCCACACCCAGACGACCCCACACGCAUGUGCUUCCUCAACACACGCACAGGCGACUUGCACUCGCUCCACCCGGCCAUGGCGGAGCUGGCGCGCCACGCCUCGGAGCAGCACGCCGCCGCCGCCGCCGGCCUGGCGGCGCGCUUCGAGGGCCUGCCCGCCUACGUGGCGGCGCUGCACGAGGCCACCGCCCGCCAGGCCGCCAUCGCCAUGCGGGCCAUUGCGCUCAUGUACAACAGGGCCGCGGUCAGCGGCGGCGGCGGCUCCGGCUCCGGCUCCGGCUCCGGGCCCGGGGCGGUGCAGGCGCAGGCGCAGGCGGUGCCUCAGGGCGCAGGGGCGGGGGGCGGCAAGGCGAGGUGAGGUGAGGUGAGGUGAGGCGGUGUGGAUGUCCGCACAGGGGCCAACGCAUUUGCAUGCUGAACGUUGCUGUUGAUUUUGUGAGGUGCGUCUCAGCUGAGUGCCACAGGCGGGGCCGGGCCACGGGGCCGGCCCGGACAUUUUGUUGCAGUGAGCGGCUAGUGAGUGACGAACAAGGUACUGAGCGAAAUCUGUUCAGCUAAAGGUGCUGAACAAGGUAUUGAACGAAAUGUGCUGAACGAACGGUGCUGAACAAGGUGCUGACAAGGGCCGCGUUGCGUGGGCCUAGUUGCAUGGGCUUGGUCAAGGCGAGUUUGGGGCAGGGCGGCCGGUUGCGUAUUUGCCUCCCGGGCGGUGGGGGGGAUGUUCGUGUUGCUGGGCCAUUGAGAUGCUCGUCAGGUUCUGAUGCGGGCCCGUGUAGACUGUAGACGUGACGACGUGCGGUUGCAGGUGGCGUGACCUACAGAUGGACACCGUACAACGAGAACAAACAUCCAAAUGCUGCAGUUGUGCUGAUGGGCUCGUACUGAUCAACUUGAGACUACGGUGAACAGUGCCUUAAUUGCUCGUGCGGGGCAUGGCUGAUGGCUGAGCGCCCGUGGGGGCGUGGCGGCACAAAGUAGCCGCUUGCAGGCGCAGUUGCCGAUUCGAGGAGGUUCCCGCAACCAGGGGCCUCCCUGGCCACAACUGGUUUCAGCGCUUGACACCUAGGAUGAGCGGAUUAGGUUCAUGGUGACCUGUACUAAGCAUAGGACGCAGCACUGGCGGGCUGUGUAUGCGUGUGUGCUAGGUGCGCUAGGUGCAGCGCAUUGCAACGUGACAGGCCGUGACGGGAAGGCGCGGCGUGCGUGUGCGUAGAGGGGGCGGGCGCGCUGCUUCACUGCUACCAAGCAUAGGACGCAGCACUGGCGGGUUGUGUGCACGUGUGUGCUAGGGUCGUUAGGUGAAGCGCGUGGGAGUGUGACAGGUCGUGAUAUGGGAAGGUGCGGCAGGGUGCGGCAUGCGUGUGCGCGGUUUUCCCUGCCGCCUAUUUACAUGCAAUUGGCGCGUGCGGGGUGAAGAGUAUCAGGACAGACGGUACCCGGCCUCAGUGCUGUGGGCCAAUGUAUGCAUCAGCUAUCACACAUUGUCAAGUCCGCACUGAGGGUUCUUGCCCCAUCCUUCAACU